Messenger RNA from Notolabrus celidotus (New Zealand spotty), 2254 nucleotides. RefSeq names its product deoxyribonuclease-1-like. Gene Ontology annotation, biological process: DNA catabolic process. Gene Ontology annotation, cellular component: nucleus. The coding region runs from base 138 to 1136 and encodes 332 amino acids. Gene Ontology annotation, molecular function: DNA nuclease activity. Lineage: Eukaryota; Metazoa; Chordata; Actinopteri; Labriformes; Labridae. The record is from RefSeq and is a predicted model, not a curated record. The transcript is spliced from 10 exons.
CUGUUUUUUUGUUGUUGCAGAGUUCAGUUUGAGUGUGUCUGCUGGGGCUUUAGAAAGGGAUGUUUUGUGUCUUUUGAAUUCAUUUCAACCUGACCGGUAAGAAAAAAAUAAAAUAUUCUUAGCUACCUGAAGUUAAAAUGAAGAUAGCAGCCUUCAAUGCAAAGAAUCUGGGAUGGAAAAAAGUCACAGAUAAGACUGUUGUCCACUACCUCACCAAGAUCAUGUCUCAGUACAGCGUAGUGGUGAUACUGGAGGUGAUGGAUAAGAGCGGUGAGGCCAUGAAGAGGUUACUUCAAGAACUCAACAGCACAGUCUCCAAUCAAAACCGUCCUUACUCCGUGGACUCCAGCUCCCAGCUGGGGCGAGACACCUACAAGGAGCAGUUUGUUUGUUUCUACAGGGAGGAUGAGGUGACACUGGAAGACUGUCACCAGUAUGAAGAUAAUCAAGCUGGAGAUGUUGACGCCUUCGCCAGAGAGCCGUUCAUCCUGCGCUUCAGCUGUCCAACCACAGUUGUGAAAGAUCUGGUUCUGGUCCCGGUCCACACCAAGCCAGAUGACUCGGAGAAGGAACUGGACGAGUUGCAUGACGUAGUGGAAGCUGUCAGGAAGAGGUGGAGAACCAAUAAAAUUAUGAUUUUAGGCGACUUCAAUGCAGAUGGACGUUAUCUCUCCCAGAGGAAGAAGAAAAAGAUUCGGAUCUGCUCGGCUCCCUAUCACUGGCUAAUUGAUGACGAUGUUGACACAACGUCUAGUAACUGUAAUGACCACACCUACGACAGGAUUGUGGUGUUCGGAAAGACCGUGCUAAAUGCCAUCGUCCCCGGCUCUGCAAAGUCUUUCAACUUCCAGAGAGAGUUUAACCUCACUGAUGAGGAAACUCGCACUAUCAGUGAUCACUAUCCUGUGGAAGUGGAGCUGAAGACCAAACAGAGACAGAAAAGAGUGACGGCUCAUCCCCGAGCAACAAAAACACCAACCAAAGGAAGGAAACCAAAUAAAGGACUCCAGAAGAAGAAGAAGAAGAAGAAGAGUACAGAGCGAACUGGAAAACAGAAGAAGGAGAAGACUGCGACAAAAAGAAAGAGAGGAGAGUCAUCAAAAACCCCUGCCAAGAAAAGUCGUUUAGACAAAUAACAAAAAGCGGUCGAAGAUGUUGAUCCUUCGAUGGUUUUAAUUGUUUGUUUACAUAAAAUUGCAGCUUGUAUCUUUAGAAAAUGAAGGGGUUGUUGCUUGCUGGCAAUUUAAUUCUCCAUUGCUCUGUUUUGCUGGAACCAGAGGAAAUCCAAAGAAACAAUGAACGUCUGGUUAAAGUGGCUUAAUGUAGCUUAAAAGUUGUGCUUAUUUUUUUAUAUUUGAAAUUUCUUUUUUAAUUUUAGACAUAUACAGACACACACACAUACUUAACACAAUACAUAAUGGCCUUUCACACUUGCCAACACCUGAGUAACUUAAAAUACAUCACUGAGAGGGGGAAAGAGUGAGAACGAAAAUAUUAGUAAUGGAGAGGGUAAUAUUUGGGAUAAAUUAAAAUCGUACAAUAAAGGGAAAAUAAAUGAGUGGAAGUCAGUUGGCAGGGGUUCUUCCUAUAUAGUGCAGAAAUGGCUGCCAUAUCUUCGUCAACGUAUUGAGUGAGCCAUGGGAAGGUGGCAUGUUUUUUUCCCACCGGAGCAGGAUGAGCCUCCGUGCUAGAAGUACAGAGAAGGCCACCACUGCUGCCUGGUUAGCUGAGAUCCUGCAGUCAUUUGGAGCAACCCCAAAUAUGGCUGUCACAGGGUUUGGCACAAUCUGUGUGCCACACACUUCUGAUAGGGUAUUAAACACCUCGGACUAGAAAAAUUCUAGGCUUGGACAGGCCUAAAACAUAUGAUUGAGGGUGCCUGGAGCAUGCCUACACCUUGGACAGACUUCAUUCAUCCCUAGAAAGAAUUUAGCACGUCUGCUGUUGGACAAAUGGAGCCUGUGCAUUAUUUUAAACUGUAGUAAUCCAUGUCUGAUACAUAUGGAUGACGUAUAGAUCUACUGCUCUCUGUCAUAUUACUCCCACUGUUGCUUAAUGCGGUCUACUGAGGUGCUUGUUUUUACAAAUGUAACGUGAAUGUGAAGGAAAAAUGUUUUGCCAGAUAUCAAGACACAUCCAGAGACCCUCACAGAGGUUGUGACAACAUGACUUUUCUUUUUAGUGUGUUUAAUGUGUAAGGUAUGUGAGCCAAUCACUCUAUGUUGGAUUAAUAAAGUUGUUUAUAAUGAAUCAA